Messenger RNA from Diospyros lotus (date-plum), 1523 nucleotides. Its product is annotated as isocitrate dehydrogenase [NADP]-like. Gene Ontology annotation, biological process: isocitrate metabolic process. Gene Ontology annotation, cellular component: mitochondrion. The record is from RefSeq and is a predicted model, not a curated record. The transcript is spliced from 15 exons. The coding region runs from base 90 to 1340 and encodes 416 amino acids. Gene Ontology annotation, molecular function: magnesium ion binding; isocitrate dehydrogenase (NADP+) activity; NAD binding. NCBI's taxonomy places the organism in Eukaryota, Viridiplantae, Streptophyta, Magnoliopsida, Ericales, Ebenaceae.
UGCAAAUUUCCCUUGGCUUUAUCGUCCACUCUCGGCCAGGCUCUGUCGUCUUCGUUUUCUGGAAUUCCGAGGGAGGCAGUCGCUCAGAAAUGGCUUUCGAGAGAAUAAAGGUUGCCAACCCCAUCGUUGAAAUGGACGGAGAUGAGAUGACUCGAGUUUUCUGGAAAUCAAUCAAGGAUAAGCUUAUAUUCCCCUUUCUGGAGUUAGAUAUAAAGUACUUUGACCUUGGUCUCCCCAAUCGUGAUGCUACCAAUGAUAAAGUUACGGUUGAAAGUGCUGAAGCUACUCUCAAGUACAACGUAGCAAUUAAGUGUGCAACUAUAACUCCAGAUGAAGGUCGUGUCAAGGAGUUCAACUUGAAACACAUGUGGAAGAGUCCAAAUGGGACAAUUAGAAACAUUCUAAAUGGCACGGUGUUUAGAGAGCCAAUUAUCUGCUGGAAUGUCCCUCGGCUUGUCCCAGGCUGGACGAAGCCAAUAUGCAUUGGGAGGCAUGCUUUUGGUGAUCAGUAUCGAGCAACAGAUAUCGUUAUUAAAGGACCUGGAAAACUGAAAAUGGUGUUUGUACCAGAUGGACAAGAAGAGAAAACAGAGUUGGAGGUUUUUAACUUUGCUGGCAAUGGAGGAAUAGCUCUCUCAAUGUACAACACCAAUGAGUCAAUUCAUGCUUUUGCUGAGGCUUCAAUGAACACUGCUUAUCUGAAACGGUGGCCACUUUAUCUUAGCACAAAAAAUACCAUUCUUAAGAAUUAUGAUGGAAGAUUCAAGGACAUUUUUCAAGAAGUUUAUGAUAAUACAUGGAGAUCCAAGUUUGAGGCUGCAGGGAUAUGGUAUGAACAUCGUCUUAUUGAUGAUAUGGUUGCUUAUGCUCUUAAGAGCGAAGGAGGUUACGUGUGGGCAUGCAAGAACUAUGAUGGAGAUGUUCAAAGUGAUUUUCUAGCCCAAGGUUUUGGUUCUCUUGGUUUAAUGACAUCGGUGCUGGUAUGCCCAGAUGGAAAGACCAUUGAAGCCGAGGCAGCCCAUGGCACCGUCACUCGCCAUUACCGCGUUCAUCAAAAAGGAGGAGAAACGAGCACCAACAGCAUAGCAUCGAUUUUUGCCUGGUCUCGAGGCCUUGCACACAGGGCACGCUUAGACGACAACCAGAGACUGCUGGAUUUUACUCGAAAACUGGAAGCAGCCUGCAUUGCAAGCGUUGAAUCCGGAAAGAUGACGAAGGAUCUUGCACUUCUUGUCCAUGGACCCAAGGUUACCAGGGCUCAUUACUUGAACACUGAAGAGUUCAUAGAUGCUGUGGCUGAGGAGCUGAAAGCUAGGUUAUCUCAGCAAGCCAAGCUGUAAACUACUCCCAUUUGCAGUGGAUUCAAGUAGGGCAGAAAGAAUAAAUUUGUUCAAUACAUUUACAAGUGCAUUUAUCUUUGGCUAAGUGUUAUUGUAGUUUGGGGAUGAAACCCGUCAUAUUUAAGUGUCCAUGAAUAUACUUUGUAUUAGAAGUGGAACAUUAAUAAAUCCAUUUGAAUAUAA